This is a messenger RNA of Pseudonaja textilis, 778 nucleotides long. RefSeq lists its product as uncharacterized. Lineage: Eukaryota; Metazoa; Chordata; Lepidosauria; Squamata; Elapidae. The record is from RefSeq and is a predicted model, not a curated record.
AUGGAUAAAGACCAACUCCAGGAACCCAACUCCAUCUGCUCUAGUAUGCUUCGUGAAGAUGCAGUCCUUGUAAAUGAUUCAGAUAAAGAUGCUACCGAAGGCAGAGAUACUUCCGCAACUCUACUUCCAAAAGAUCCCUGUUUUCCUGAAGAUAAACAUGCUACUACCGAAGGCAGAGAUACUUCCGCAACUCUACUUCCCAAAGAUCCCUGUUUUCCUGAAGAUAAAGAUGCUACCAAAGACAGAGAUACUUCCGCAACUGUACUUCCCAAAGAUUCCUGUUUACCUGAAGAUAAAGAUGCUACCAAAGACAGAGAUACUUCUGCAACUGUACUUCCCAAAGAUUCCUGUUUACCUGAAGAUAAAGAUGCUACCAAAGACAGAGAUACUUCUGCAACUGUACUUCUCAAAGAUUACUGUUUACUUGAAGCUUCAAAACAUCUGGUUGGCUCAAAAAGCAAACAGAAACCUUAUUAUGAACUACCACCAGCAUAUGUACUUCCUUACCUGGUUUUAAUCAAGAAUUGUCUUGAUUUGCCAUUUCCCACCAUCAAGAAACAAUGUCUCACAGGAGAAAUACUGUGCAAGAUAGACUCUUUAACACUGAGGCGCAAAAAGAAAAAAUCACCAACUUCACUUGAACUAGCAAAAGUACCAACACUUCAAGAAACAAAAUACGUAACUUUUGAAGGCCUGGAGGACCUACAGUGGAAAUUAUUCAAAGUUACAGUACUGACUUCUGAUAGUCUGAUAUUUAUACCAUCUGAGUAAAACUAAU